This is a messenger RNA of Polyodon spathula (Mississippi paddlefish), 3124 nucleotides long. RefSeq names its product tetratricopeptide repeat domain 38 (gene ttc38). NCBI's taxonomy places the organism in Eukaryota, Metazoa, Chordata, Actinopteri, Acipenseriformes, Polyodontidae. Gene Ontology annotation, molecular function: protein binding. Bases 436 to 1842 code for a protein of 468 amino acids. The transcript is spliced from 14 exons. The record is from RefSeq and is a predicted model, not a curated record.
AUACCGUAUUACUGUGGUGUUUGUUUUAAAUUGUUAAAAACAUCUGUGGCGCUUAAUCAAGGGUGGCGGUAAUUAGAAGUACUACGGGUUUCGAAUGGCUCCAUUUUUAUUGCUGUUUUUACUGUAUUGAAGGAGGUGUAUAUUUAAGUUUAUUUCUGCGGCUACAACUUGGUAAAGAAGUCAUACCACUUAGCUUUGAAACUGAAAGCUGUCGAGUUCGCAAAUCAGAAAAGGAAAAAAAAAAUGUACAUGUUUCAUUAUUGAGAGCGGCCUUUAUUCAGGGGCGGCUUCUAUUAGAAAUCUGAUAUCUGAGUGCGGCGCUUAGUCAAGCGGCGGUAAUUCAAGCAGUACACGUACAUUGGAUUUAUUCACGGAAAUAAAAAGAUCUAUUUCUUGGACAAGUAAAGAGGAGACGUGAAAAGUGAAACACGAACAAUGCAUUCCUCCAGCCUGAGAGACUGCAAAGCUUGGCAGUCUGAGGGCCUACUCCUCUCCACUUCCAGCAAUGAAGCCUGUAAAAUGUAUGACGCUGCCCUGACCCAGUAUGUAAGCUGGUGCAACGACAAGAGUCUUGGAGGAUUGGAAGGAUGCGUUUCCAAGAUGCAAGCAGCAGACCCAAGCUUUGUAAUGGGCCAUGUCAUUGCCAAUGGCCUGGAACUAAUAGGAACUGGGCGCUCAGUGUUACUGGAUAAAGGGCUAGCCAGUGCGGUCCAGAAGACAGUGGAGCUUUCGAAGACACAGGCAGUCACAGAGAGGGAGCGGCUUCAUGCAUUGGCUGUGGAAAUGUUUGCUAAAGGGUGUUUCCCCAGAGCCUGUAACUUGUGGGAGACGAUCCUUCUGGACUACCCAACUGAUAUGCUGGCACUCAAGUUUGCGCACGACUCCUAUUUCUACAUGGGGUACCAGCCACAGAUGAGAGAUUGUGUUGCUCGUGUCCUACCUCACUGGAAACCACAUAUGCCACUAUAUGGAUACCUGAAAGGCAUGUAUGCUUUUGGAUUGGUGGAGACAAAUUUAUAUGACCGGGCAGAAAAAAUGGCAGAAGAGGGUCUGGCUCUGAACCCCGGCGACGCCUGGUCUGUGCAUUCCAUCGCACACGUCUAUGAGAUGAGGGCUGAGGUGGAGAGGGGCUUGAAGUUCAUGGAGCAAACUGAAAACAACUGGAAGGGCUGUGAUAUGCUUGCUUGUCACAACUACUGGCACUGGGCGCUAUAUCAUAUUGAAAAGGGUGAAUAUGAAGCUGCCUUAACAAUAUUUGAUAACCAAAUUUCUCAGAGUUUGCUGUCCUCAGGAGCCAUGCUGGAUAUGGUGGAUGCUUGUUCAAUGCUCUACCGACUCCAAAUGGAGGGUGUGAACGUUGGUGACAGAUGGAAGGAGGUUGUUAAGGUCACCAAGUCGCAUGCAGAGGACCACGUUCUGCUUUUCAACGAUCUUCACUUCCUGAUGUCAUCACUAGGAGCCAAGGAGGAGGAAACUACCGGUCGGGUGAUGGUGUCUCUACAGGAGCGUGUGAAGGCUCCAGGAGAAAACUACCAGCAUGCAUUAGGCCAGGACCUGGGUCUCCCCAUGUGUGAGGCUGUGGUGGAGUUUGACAAUGGAAACUACAGCAGAACUGUAGAACUGCUGCACCCCAUCCGGUACCAGAUCAAGGGGAUUGGAGGAAGUGAUGCACAGAGGGAUAUCUUCAAUCAGCUGUUAAUUCAUGCAGCUCUAAAAUCUGAGGAUAAAACUCACCAGAAACUAGCCAGAAGCCUGCUAGUGGAACGAGAUGCUUUCAGACCAAACUCUCCUCUGACAGAUCGCCUCAUCCGAAUGGCCACAGCGAUGCAUGGACUGGGUUAGAUCUAAACACACAUAGCUGUCAGAACCAGGCGACUGGAAGCUGUAUUAACUUUUUUCACUUUGUAUAAAAUCCUGCAAAUUCAAUUUCUGCAAAAAUGAGAAAAAAUGACCUUGUAUUGCAGCAAAUCUUUACACUUCAUGAGAAGGUAUGCAAAUUAUCAAAUACAAGAGUAAAGAAACCAAUAGUUCACCACUUUACAGAAACAGCCAACCAUGGGUGACCUCCAGUUUGUAGUUUUAGAAAACAUAAUUAGAUAAUGUACAAUACAGAAGAAUAAAAGAAAAUAAAUGGAUAAACAGACUAGAUACUAUGAUGCCUGAAGGUUUAAAUCGAAAGGAACAGUAGAUCGUUCCAUCAUAUAAUGGCUAUAUAAUGAAUGACAUCACUAAGACAUUAGAUUAAAAGAGAAAUAAACAUAUGGUUACCAUGGCAUCAGAAGACUAUAAAUACCUCCAAUGUUUGUUUUCAAAUACACUUCCCCUUGACAGAGGUAUGUUAAACAUACCAAAACGUUUGGAAGUUGGCUCUUUGAAGAUUGUGAAUUACUUUUUGUUCCUCUGCAAUUGGGGAAAAAAAGGACGACAACAUAUGCAAAAUGGUGUAGACUAUAAUGCCAAUAAUAAACCACUAUUAAAAUCUGAAAUAUCAUUUUGCGUUGUGCAUGCUACCAUAUAAAUAACUAAUUAGCAGAUUGCCAUCACUCCACUAUACAUUCACUUCAUUAAUCUGCAGCGAUCCUCCAUUCCUGCUUCAAGUUUUCAGCCAUCGGUAGUUUUCCUUAUAAAAUAGAACUAAUUUCAUCUUCUAUUUGGGAUAUUAGUAUCUGUGAGAGAAAGAUUCCUGCAAUCUGAAAAAAAAGGAUUGAACCUUAGACCUAACAUUAAAAACAUCUUCUCAUUUUAGAGACAGGCCCUCAAACAGAAUGCUCUUACGUAGCCCUAUUAACUGCUAUUGCUUCAGUAAGUACAUUGUCACUGCUACCAAAUUGUGUUUAACUCUGUGUGUCCAUCAGAUACUGUUGUAAGAAUUACUGAUUACGCUCAACAAGUCUUAGCGUCUAUGUUCCACAUAUGUAGAAGUGAAUUACAAACAUUCAUUUGCUUGUCGUGCUCCAACUGGGGGGAAAAAAUCACUGAAUCAAGGCAUCUUUAUAAGUGUUUCGUUUUCAGCAUUUAAUGGAACCCCCUGUAACUGGUUUUAAUGCAUUACUGUUCUCAUGAAAUAUGUGAUUUUAAUUGUGUAUAAAAUGUCUGUUGUGUGAAUAAAUUAAUGUGAAUCGUG